GUGAAUUCAGAACCAAUUCUCCGUUUAUCCUCUCAAUUCAACUCUGCCGCUUUCAACCGGCCGACACAAAACUAUUCCUCCGUUUCGUAAAACCCAUCUCAAAUUUCAUCCAAGAUCCCAUUUUUAAUCAAUAUUUCUUCACGAAUCACGCCCCCAGAUGAAGCAAAAGCAUCAAUUCCAACCCCUUUCCCACACCCACAUUACAAUUUCUUGAAUUCGGCCUUUCCCCGUUCCAGCUCAGGCCGCCCAGAAUUCUCCAUGAUAGGCCGCCUUCUCGGCCCGCGCCGGGCCCGCCAGCUGCAGCGGUUCGUACGCAACGGUAAGCUCACAAUCUUCUGCCUUUUCCUCACCGUCAUAAUGCUUCGCGGAUACCUUGGCGCCGGAAGGUUCGGGACGCCGGAGAAGGAUCUCGACGACAUCCGCGAAACCCUCUCCUUCAUCCGCAAUCGGGCCGAGCCGCGGAGGGUCCUCGAAGAGGCUUCAAUCUCGGCUCAGGGGGGCCUGAAAUCUGCCGAGAAUGCCGGAGCUGGGAGCAACAAUUAUGCUGCUUUUGACAUUACUAAGAUUUUUAGGGAUGAGGAUGAUGGCGCUGAGGAAUUCAAUCGUGAUCCUUCGCAGCCGUAUAGCCUCGGCCCGAAAAUAUCGGAUUGGGACGAGCAGCGGGCCGAGUGGCUGCAGAGGCACCCUAAAUUCCCCAAUUUUUUACGUGAGCAUAAGCCUAGGGUUCUGCUGGUGACGGGGUCGUCUCCGAAGCCGUGUGAGAAUCCGGUGGGGGAUCAUUACCUGUUGAAGUCGAUCAAGAACAAGAUUGAUUACUGCAGGCUUCAUGCGAUUGAGAUUUUCUACAAUAUGGCAUUGCUGGAUGCUGAAAUGUCUGGAUUUUGGGCUAAGCUGCCAUUGAUUAGGAAGCUCAUGCUGUCUUACCCUGAGGUGGAGUUUCUGUGGUGGAUGGAUAGCGACGCCAUGUUUACGGAUAUGGCGUUUGAGCUUCCGUGGGAGAGGUACAAGGACGUGAAUUUCGUGCUGCAUGGGUGGGAUCAUAUGAUCUAUGGUGAUAAGAACUGGAUUGGGUUGAACACUGGCAGCUUCUUGCUGAGGAAUUGCCAGUGGUCUUUGGACCUUCUUGACACGUGGGCACCCAUGGGGCCGAAGGGGAAGGUCAGGGAGGAGGCGGGGAAGGUCUUGACGAGGGAACUCAAGGGCAGGCCGGUGUUUGAGGCCGAUGAUCAGUCUGCAAUGGUGUAUAUUCUGGCCACGCAGAAGGAAAAGUGGGCUGACAAGGUUUAUCUUGAGAGUGCGUAUUAUUUGCACGGUUAUUGGGGGAUUUUGGUGGAUAAGUACGAGGACAUGAUCGAGAGUCACCACCCUGGUUAUGGUGAUCACAGGUGGCCUUUAGUCACGCAUUUUGUGGGCUGCAAGCCUUGUGGGAAGUUUGGGGAUUAUCCCGUUGAGCGUUGCUUGAAACAGAUGGACCGAGCAUUCAACUUUGGAGAUAACCAGAUUCUGCAGAUGUAUGGAUUCACUCAUAACUCUCUUGGCAGUAGGAGAGUGAGGAGGAUACGGAAUGAGACGAGCAAUCCUAUUGCAAUGAGAGAUGAGCUCGGAUUGCUUCACCCUGCAUUCAAAGCAGCGAAGGUGUGAUCUUAUUGACUUCUCAAGUGGAAAGAGGAUGUAUAUAUGAUGGAUCAGAAUCAUUAGUUGUGAGUGAUGAUGACACUUUUAGCUCAUGAGAUUUUGCUGGGCUUCUUCGAUUUUCAUUGGUUUGGUAAUUAGUAGAUGUUAAUUUGGGAUUUCUACUGUGAAAUAGUAUAACUCCAUAACCAUUUGAGCAUAGUUUGCUCAAGUUCUAUGAAUUUCCAUGUAAAUAGAUAGAGAUCAUUUAUUGUUGUCUGAUAUAAAUGUUAAAAUCUUUGUUUUGAUU
Messenger RNA from Salvia hispanica, 1921 nucleotides. Lineage: Eukaryota; Viridiplantae; Streptophyta; Magnoliopsida; Lamiales; Lamiaceae. The record is from RefSeq and is a predicted model, not a curated record.